UACAGAAGAAAUACUUUCUCCCGAAAGUUUUGCUCAAAACAAACACGAGAAGACUUUAAUAAAAAGCUACUCAGUUUAAAGUGAAAGAGGCGCCUUGCAAUGAAGUUGGAGGUUUUCUCUGCGAGUCGCCUUGUGGACAAGACUCUGAACCUGUGCAAUGACAUGGAUGUGAACGUGGCUUCACCGCUGUCCACGGAGGAGGAAUUGGGCUCGGAUGGAGACUGUUCAGCCAACAGCCCAGGACCAAGUGCCCCCGUUUCGGACGGGAAGGCGAAACCAUACACGCGUAGACCCAAACCACCAUACUCCUACAUCGCGCUCAUUGCUAUGGCGAUACGCGAUUCCAACACCGGCCGCCUUACACUUGCUGAAAUAAACGAGUACUUAAUGAAAAAAUUCCCGUUUUUUCGGGGCAGCUACACGGGGUGGCGAAACUCUGUACGGCAUAACCUGUCAUUAAACGACUGCUUUUUAAAAGUGCUGCGAGAUCCCUCGCGUCCGUGGGGGAAAGACAAUUAUUGGAUGUUGAACCCACACAGUGAAUACACAUUCGCAGAUGGUGUUUUCCGCCGGAGGAGGAAGCGCAUCAGUAAGAAGAACUUGAGCAACUCGGUAUCUCAAGAGCGCGCGCCAGCGGAUGACAGCCGGCUCCCAGCGCGCGACGAAAGCUCCAAGUUUUCCAGCUCGUUCGCCAUAGACAGCAUCCUCAGUAAACCGUUUAUGCGGAGGGAGCAAUGCACAGAGGACACGUGUUUUGGUACCAGGCUAAUGUUGUCAGCAGCUCCACACUUUCUGCCAGUCGUUAUGGGCUAUCCGCCGUCCACGGUGGCUCAUGCGCCUCAGAGCGUAUUCCAGGUCAGUUCUGAGGUGUCGAAUGCCUUUCCAAUCUACAGGUGUAAUACGGUGGACAUUACUAACAUCAGUCGAAUGCCGGACAUAUCGAAUCCCCUUCCGGGUUUGGCACAUUCUCACACUACUACUGUCCAAGAGACUGGAUAUCACCCCUUCAGAAUAGACUCUCUGCUGUCAUGAAAUGACAAGUGAACAUGGCAAUUUACAGACAUUCGCACGCUUAAACGCAAUUUCUUUGGUGUUUGACACACCGGUUAUAUGUGCACUUUUCUCUGUUAUGGUGUGAAACGGUUUGUGUUUUGGGCCUAUGUGUUUUUUUAUCGUGACUUUUAAGCCCAGCAUGCACAAAGAAUGCAUUACUCCAACGCUGCAUGUUUGCUGUUUAAAUGUCUUUAAUGCCGCGCCAGUGCACAGUGUUUACUGAUUCCAUUUUCAUUUCUUGUAAACGAUGGCAUAACCAUGUCAAUAAUUAUAGACAGAAUGUGUAUUUAAAUGUAGUUUGCUUCUUUGUAAAACUGUGUUGGGUGUCUGUGUAAAUGUGAUGGUUUGUUCAGAGCUGUGCUCAGUCAGUUGGACAACAUAUGCAGUUGUACUUCGUUUCGUCAAUAAAAGAAAAUAUGAGAGAAAUUA
Molecule: messenger RNA, 1482 nt
Organism: Rhinichthys klamathensis goyatoka
Lineage: Eukaryota; Metazoa; Chordata; Actinopteri; Cypriniformes; Leuciscidae
Gene: foxq1b
Product: forkhead box Q1b
Exons: 1
Coding region: 100-1032 (310 amino acids)
Biological process (GO): cell differentiation; regulation of transcription by RNA polymerase II; anatomical structure morphogenesis
Molecular function (GO): RNA polymerase II cis-regulatory region sequence-specific DNA binding; DNA-binding transcription factor activity, RNA polymerase II-specific
Source: RefSeq, a predicted model, not a curated record